CUGCGCGAGUGGUUUGCCCAGCGCUGGAGCCGUGCUGCUAGAGCUGGAGGUGCUACUGUUGCUGCUGGUCCUGGAGGUGCUCGUACUGGCGGUACUGGAGCUGCUGGGACUGGGGGUGCUGCUGGAGCUGCUGGCGGUACUGGAGCUGACGGUCCUGCUGGAGCUGGAGCUGCUGGAGCUGCUGGAGCUGGAGCUGCUGGGGGUGUUGGCGCUGGAGGUGCUGCUGGCGCUGGUGCGACUGAGGGUGCUGGAGUUGGCGCUGCUGGCGCUGGUGCUGCCGCUGGGGGUACUGGUGCUGUCCCUGCUGGUUCUGGAGGCGCUGCGCGGCCGCGGCCAGUCCUCUCUUCCUGUCCUUGCUGA
Messenger RNA from Closterium sp. Naga37s-1, 360 nucleotides. The record is from the annotation of a GenBank genome assembly. Lineage: Eukaryota; Viridiplantae; Streptophyta; Zygnematophyceae; Desmidiales; Closteriaceae.